AAUUUGCAUAUCGUGAAACAAAAAUUCAGAAGCGGCACAGGAAGCGAUCUAUUAUGGGAAGGAGAAUGAACUGCCUUAUUUAUUCGCGAUGCCGAUCUUUUCUAUAGUUUACGCCUCGACUUCACGAUUCCGGGACUCACUGCAUCUUUAGCUAAUCGAUUAUGAAUCACGAGAAUUCAAUCCUCGAUAUUUCCUUAAUAUCUAAAUCCAAGUCUACAUUUCAAUCCCGACGAGCAUGUUGAAGUGGCGGGUAACCUUGCUUAUGGCGUCGUUUGGACGAUGGGGUGUUACGGGACAAUCGGCGAUAUCUACUACCACAAUAGACCGCCCUUCGCCUAUUACAGCUCGAGCUUCAGCUAUUACAAAAGACCCCUUCGUAGGCUUCGUAGUUGUGUCAGCUACAACCAAACCGAUAUAUUGCCCCGAUGGCGACGUAUUCACCACAUCGGCCAAAUUUGCAGCUUGCUGCGCUUCGACGGCAUCAUCUUGUGCUAUUGCCACCGGCUGUGAAGACAAUGCGAUGGCAUAUUCGAAAGGCACAACAUCUAACUGCGGCCCAAUGCGAUGCCAAACACGACAAAUAUUUUCGACAUAUGGAAUAGGGGAUCCGGUUCUUAUGCCCCUCUGUGCUAGCUCCGGCGAAAUAGAAUUAUUAUAUCGGACCGUACCGACGACUUCAAGUUUAGCCCUGCCUCUUACAGCUGUUGACACCACCGGCGCACUAUCAACACGCCCGCCAAUGAUGGUCACAAUUAUGGGCGCUAAUGGCUACCCAGAGCCAGGAGCAGCUGCCGUACAAGCCAAUCAAGGUACUCAGGCGACAACUGACUCUCUAUCACCUAACUUAGUUGGUAUAAUUGUCGGCUCUACGUUUGGGUCUGCGGCGAUUGUGGCAUUAGCGGUGGUUGCAUUCUUGUAUAGGCGAAGGCAAGACAGAGAAAAGCGAGCGGCCCAAAAUCACGGGCGAAAUUGGAAGAUACGGCCGGAGACACCGGACUCAUGGGAUGGGGAAUCUAGUGUCUCUGUAGCGGGUUCAAGACGGAGAUACUCAGACCCUUACAGGAGUAGACCGAUCGAAUUAUCGCCUAUGCCCAGGACACGGCGAUGACACUUUACAAAUCCAUCUUUCACAACAACUUAAAAUACCCUUUGCGACCUGCAUUUAUUAUGUAAUGAAGUAUGAUAUUCGUGUAAUAUAAAGCAUACCUCGGAGUUUGGGAGGUUAUUAGGUUAGGUAGCAUUUAGGCACCGGAUAGCCAAAAAGAAAUCAGGAUUCCUUGUUUACCCAAGCCUCUCCACGAUACAGCAGUGAUAGUUUAUGAUUGGCAA
Messenger RNA from Daldinia vernicosa, 1329 nucleotides. RefSeq lists its product as uncharacterized. Lineage: Eukaryota; Fungi; Ascomycota; Sordariomycetes; Xylariales; Hypoxylaceae. The record is from RefSeq and is a predicted model, not a curated record. Bases 236 to 1108 code for a protein of 290 amino acids. The transcript is spliced from 3 exons.